AUGUGGAGUCAGGGCCAUCUGAUACGGGUCCUGGCCCUCGUCCUUGCCUUGUGCCAGGUCUGUAGCGGCGUCAAGCCUAAGGGCAUUUCUUCGGCCAUCAUUGAUGUAGGUUUCAGGGGAGAAGAGAGAGGGAAGGGGGAAGGGGUAGAGGGCGGGGUGAUUCAAAAAAUCACACUUUUAAAUUUUUUACAAUUUUUUUUUAAAUUUAAAAAAAUUUAAAAUUUUAGCCUAAAAAAACCAAUAACUACAUCUAAAAUCCUCACCCUUCCAGGUAAAUGCAGCAAAAGGCCACCCCAACCCAAUCCCAUCCUCAGCGACCCCCCUGAAGCUGUGGUGUCAAGCUGUGGAUGACCAAGGUCGAGUCCUACCUCUAGUUUCUGCUCAAUUCCGAUCCAAAACCACUACCCACAAGGCUGUACUAAGUGGAGACUUGUCGAAUGCCAGUAUUACCAUUGAGAAUGCUCAAGCUGUUGAAGCAGGCAAAUGGAAUUGUGAUUUGCAUACUAGUUAUGGCAAUACCAGUGGUAUUAUUGAGGUUUAUGGUAGGGCUUUUGAUAUUUUUAAAAAUUUUUAUUACGCAAACAACAUAUAAACCGUAUUUUACCUUUACUUUAGUACAAGCAUUGGGACCAUUUUAAACGAAUUUGGCCUUGUUUUUAUCAAAAAAAAGUUGCUGCAGGCUGCGGUCUUUAAUUUCCGAACUGCGCCCCCAUUAUAAGCGUAAAAAAUGCAAUCUGUGCCAAAUCCUUAUAGUAUAAACAAUUACCACGCCAUCAUUUUACUUUAAGAUAUACUAAUUAAUACAUAAAAAGCCCAACCGCGCCAUUGUUUUUGCAUCAAUUUUGAAAAAUAAAAAGUUUGAAAAUUUUGCAACUUUUUAAAUAUUUUUUAGUCCGAGGAGUAAUCAAACACAAUGCAAACGUGCGAGUCGAUGACAAAGGAUCCCCCUUCGAGUUGGAAAUUAGCGGUCAUACGGUAACUAUCGGCGACAAUAUUACACUCAACUGCCCUAUAUAUGGCUACCCUGCACCGUCGAUCACGUGGCUAAAAGAUAGCAAGGCAGUUUCGGUAAUUUAUUCUAUCUUACCCUACCCUACUUUACCCUACCCUACCCUACCCUACCCCCCCCCUACCCUACCCUACUCUACCCUACUUUACCCUACCCUACUCUGUUUUAUCAUAUAUAACCUUACCAUUCCAGCCCUCCUCCUCAGACCCAACCCAAUUUGUGCUCCGAACCACCACUAACUCAGAUGAAGGUGUCUACACCUGUAUCGGCACAAACACAGUAAUCGAGAACGGCCGACCAACAGAGUACAAGGUCAAGGUGGAGCAACACCUUCGGAUCAAAAGCAAACUGGCAUGGCUGGUGCCGUUCCUGAUCAUCCUGGCCAUUCUGACCACACUGGCCAUCGUCAUCGUCUUCUGUGAGUGUCGACGGAAGAAACAGAACAGGGAACUGAAGCCUCAAGAUGACGAUUAA
Molecule: messenger RNA, 1483 nt
Organism: Bursaphelenchus okinawaensis
Lineage: Eukaryota; Metazoa; Nematoda; Chromadorea; Rhabditida; Aphelenchoididae
Source: the annotation of a GenBank genome assembly